GCAGUGUUUUGGACUAUUAUGUAAAUUAAAAGAGAAGGAUGCAGGCAAAGGGAGCCAUUUUGUCAGGUUGCAGUUUGGCCGGAAGGCAGCAGGUGGCGCUGGUCAGCCAGAGGGCGGAGCGGCUGAGUAGCUUCCCGCCGCUUUUGCCUCUAAGAGGAUUCCCGCCAUUCUGGGAAAGAAGGAAGGCAGGAAGGAAGGAAGGCGGGCGGGCGGCAGCAGAGAUGUCGAAGAAAAGGGGUUUGAGUGCUGAAGAGAAGAGAACUCGAAUGAUGGAAAUCUUCUUUGAAACAAAAGAUGUAUUCCAGUUAAAAGACAUUGAAAAAAUUGCUCCCAAAGAGAAAGGAAUCACUUCUAUGUCAGUGAAGGAGGUCUUACAGAGCUUAGUUGAUGAUGGGAUGGUGGACAGUGAUAGGAUUGGGACUUCCAAUUAUUUUUGGGCUUUUCCAAGUAAAGCUCUUCAUGCAAGAAGACGUAAACUGGAGGAACUACAGACUCAGGUAAUUCAGUUCUCAGAGUUUUGCCAGAAGAAAAAUAUCUUAGAAGAAAGCAUUGAGAAGUCAAAAAUUGGACGCCAAGAUACUGCAGAACGUGCUGCAUUAACAAAGCAACUUGCUGCCCUUCGACAAAAGAAAGAGCAGCUAAAGGCAGAAAUAGAUAAAUACAAAGAAUGUGAUCCAGAUGUUGUUGAAGAAAUCCGUCAAGCAAACCAAGUAGCUAAGGAAGCAGCCAACAGAUGGACUGAUAAUAUCUUUGCAGUAAAAUCUUGGGCCAAACGGAAAUUUGGAUUUGAAGACAGUAAAAUUGACAAAACCUUUGGUAUUCCAGAAGACUUUGACUACAUUGAUUAGUUACGUUUAGAAAAGAUGGCAGAUAAUUUAAUAUUGUUCAAGAGUUUUUCAUUGUGAAGUUUAUUUUAUUUUCUUUCCAAUUGUUAUCAGUAUUUUGGUUAAUAAAAGCUGAAAGUGCAUUCAAACCUCUUUUUUACAUUCACUUCCUAGUCAUUCUGACUUGAACUAAAGACUACCGAUGAGGAAGCCCACAGAUAUAAGAAAUAAAUGAAUGACACACAGAGGGGGAUGGGGAAGGCAGAGACUCUGUGAUACUGUCCUAAUACUUCUCAAAUAUAUUUGAAAAAUGAAAUUUAAGUAGAUUAGCUGUUGUUACAAAUUUUGGAAUAUGUGGUUGCAUUAAUUGGAAUUAUUGUUAUCUCAUUUAUCAGAUAAAACCUUUUAAAAAUCUUAGACUCAAAAGACAUGACACAAAAGGAAGUGAGAAAGAAAGGUUGAAGGAAAAAAAGGAAAGUUGCCACUGUUGUUGAAUGAAUGGACAGUUUACAUGUUUCAUACAGUACAUAUUCUCCAUAUUCAUCUCCUUAAGGAGAUGAGUCUCCUUGUAGUUUAGUCAUCAUUCCUAAGCAAUGAUGUAGGAUGUCAGAAUUAUUUUAAAAAGCCAGGUAGGCGCAGAUAAUGAAACAAUUCAAAUUAUCUUAAAGCAGAAAUUAUUUAGUAAUUUUUUUUAUAUCCCGCCUUUCUCCGGAUAGAGGGACACAAGGUGGCUAACAACAAAUUUAAAACAGUACAAGUUAAAAACAACACAAAUGCAUUAAAUUGUAGAUGCAGAGUUUUAAAAACAACCAAUUUCAAAAAGUUAUAAACAUUACACAUUAAAAGUUGACAUGCAUACAAUCUAUACAAUCCCCAAAACUGCCAUGUAUGCUCCUUUGAAAAAUCUGAAAAGGUAUUAUUCUGGGACAAGGAGAAAAUGCAGUGAAUAUGUAGAAAUUACAAUCCACAAACAACUGCAUGGAACAUGUAGCACAACUAUUAUACACUGGAAAUAAUUGUUUCACCACAUUAACUGUCCAUUUCAGGAGCUAUAAGGUGUUGUCCUCAGUUGUUUUAUGGAACUUGUUUUGCACAAUAAAUGCAAAGUAAUUGCAAGCC
Sceloporus undulatus (fence lizard) is the source of this 1943-nucleotide messenger RNA. RefSeq names its product meiotic nuclear divisions 1 (gene MND1). Gene Ontology annotation, molecular function: double-stranded DNA binding. The record is from RefSeq and is a predicted model, not a curated record. The transcript has 8 exons. Gene Ontology annotation, biological process: reciprocal meiotic recombination. The coding region runs from base 39 to 848 and encodes 269 amino acids. Gene Ontology annotation, cellular component: nucleus. Lineage: Eukaryota; Metazoa; Chordata; Lepidosauria; Squamata; Phrynosomatidae.